AUAAGUUUUACAUUCACACAAUCACACGUGGUAAAUUAUACUUUGUUUUUUUAAUUUUCUAGCAGUUUUUGGUUUAUAAAAUAAUUUAAAAUUGUAAAAGAAAACUCAAUAUGGGUAAAAUUAAAGAAGAACCUUUGGAUGAAAGUACUGCAAAUGUUACAAUAAAAGAAGAAGAUACUUAUGAUGAAAAAUUGAAAUAUGUAAGUGCGAUAGCAAAGCCAAUGGCUUCGAGGAAGCUGACCAAAAGAUGCUAUAAAUUAGUAAAAAAGGCAAUGAAGCACCGAACAUAUGUGAGAAAUGGUUUGAAAGAUGUACAAACUCGUUUAAGAAAAGGAGAAGUAGGUAUUGUAUUGUUUGCAGGGGAUGUCACCCCUAUAGAUAUAAUGUGUCAUUUACCUGCUGUAUGUGAAGAAAAAGGAAUUCCUUACACAUAUACGCCCAGCAGAGCGGAUUUAGGUGUAGCAAUGGGUGUUAAAAGAGGAACAGUCGCAUUAUUGAUUCGGGAACAUGAAGAAUACAAAGACCUUUUUGAUGAAGUUAAAAAUGAUAUAAAUUUAUUACCUAUUCCGGCGUAAGCCGCGUAAUCAUUCAUUUUAUAAAAUUUACAAAAUCAUACCUAUUUUUAAGUUUUUAUUAGAAAUAAAACGAAGAAAUUAAUUUCUACUACAAAAAAACCCAAAGCUUCUAUUUGUAUU
Messenger RNA from Condylostylus longicornis, 695 nucleotides. It is a transcript of the gene NHP2, whose product is annotated as H/ACA ribonucleoprotein complex subunit 2-like protein. Gene Ontology annotation, biological process: snRNA pseudouridine synthesis; rRNA pseudouridine synthesis. The coding region runs from base 111 to 575 and encodes 154 amino acids. Gene Ontology annotation, molecular function: box H/ACA snoRNA binding. Gene Ontology annotation, cellular component: box H/ACA snoRNP complex. The record is from RefSeq and is a predicted model, not a curated record. The transcript is spliced from 2 exons. Lineage: Eukaryota; Metazoa; Arthropoda; Insecta; Diptera; Dolichopodidae.